Molecule: messenger RNA, 2065 nt
Organism: Meloidogyne enterolobii
Lineage: Eukaryota; Metazoa; Nematoda; Chromadorea; Rhabditida; Meloidogynidae
Source: the annotation of a GenBank genome assembly
GGAUCCCUUUGAUGUUGUCGACUUUGUGGAAAGAUUAGCUUGGAGAAUGACAACAGGAAUGGAAACUGUCGACGCUGCCUUUCUUAAAAAUAAAUUUGAAGAGGAAAUUGGAAGUCUUCAAUUGCUUAGUGAUCAAUUCCAGAAUAAAUUAACAACAUUAGAGCAACAACAACAACGAGACAAAACAAAUUUUUUGGAUUCACUUCAGCGACUUUAUGAUAAAAAUUCUGAGGGUUUGGAAAGAUUAAAGCAAUUAGAUUUAAUAAUGCAGACAGUCUCCGCUAAAGUUGUCCAUCUGGGUGACCAAUUGGAAAGUGUAACACGGGCUUUUGAUGCGCUCCAAAUGAUGAGACAUUUUGAUGAAUUUUUGGCUGAACAACCUUUGCAUUCGGCUGUUUUUACUGAUCCUGACAGGUUACUCGAAUCAGCUGAAAUUAUUACAAAAUUAUCGUCUAUCGCUCAAGAAUUGGACAAAAAUAAAUUUCAAACAGUUCAAAUGAGAAUUUCACACAAAUACGAUGAAAUAGAACAAUUACUAAUCGAAGAAUUUAUUCGUUCUCAUGACAGGAAAAGAAUGAGAGAAAUUGCUGUUAUUCUUUCUGAAUUUAAAGGAUUUUCUCGUUGUGUUGACGGCUUUGUAGAACGCAUUCAAAGCACUGCUCCACGUUCAGAAAACGUUUUUACCGACAUUUUUAAACUUUGUGAAAAGGCAAAACCAAUUAUUGAAGAAGUCUUUCCUCGAACACAAUUUGUUAUUUCAAAGCUUUUGCUUAAUGUCUUUCAUGGGAAAUUACAGGAUAUGGUUGUAGCAACACUUGAGGAGACGAAAGGCAAUCCGGAACUUUAUUUGACUAAUCUUUAUGAACUUUAUUCAAAAACAUUUAAAUUACAAGGAGCUUUACGUUCCCUUUUUCCAACAAAUUCUGUUGAUCCACAAUUUUUGCCUACUUUGAGUCAAUCAAUUUUUGGACCUUUCUUGGUCACUUAUUCAAAAAUUGAACACAAAUUUAUUGCGGACAAGUGUACUUUUAUUUUGAGAAAAUUUUAUGAAUCUAAAGGACAUCAAAAAAGGAGUAUUCUUUCUAGCGGUCUUCAAGACCUCAAAACUCGUCUUCUUAAUGCAGAAGAUUUUGGUGGCGAAACCUUUCUUUCAGAAAUUAUUGCAAUUAACAUACUCCAAGAAUUUAAGAAUGCUUUUAUUCGUUGCACCACACUCUGUAAAAAGAGCGAAUCUUUGGAGUUAAUAACAGCUUUUUAUGAUAUGUUACUCAAAUUUUUAUAUUCUGAACAUGUAGAAUAUGCAAUUGAUUUGGGUUUGGCAUGUAUUCCCUUGUCAGAACCUAAAACAGAACCUUCUGGAAAUUUUUUCAAAAUAAUCCAACAAAGUUCGGCAAUUACACAUUUAUUUGCAAAAUUGUUUGAUGAUAGUAUACAUCCAGAAAUUAGGGAUACACAAAUAGAAGAUUCGGUUUUAAAGAAGCGUGACCAAACCCUUCGUAACGUUGAAGAAAGAAUAAAUAUUGGUGUUAGACGGCAAUUAAAUGCUAUAGUUGCCUAUGUUCGUUUUGUUUUUAAUACAACACAAAAGAAAUCUGAUUUUAAACCAGAAGAGGAUUCUAAUGAAAUUAGCACUAUAUGUUCUAAUGCCUGUUCUCUAGUAAUUAAAUAUCUUAACAAAGUUGUCCAAAAUUCUGAAAAAUGUGGAAUUAAGGAUUGUGUUGAUGGAGGCAAUUUACAAGUUGUACUUUCUGAAUUAGGCGAACAUUUAUACAAUACAAUGUUAACGCAUAUACUCUCGUUUGGCUACAAUUUGCCUGGGGCGAUGCUUUUACUUUGUGAUAUUAAUGGAUAUAAACGUUGUAUUAGUUCUUGGGGUGUUCCUGAACUCGAAAAGAAGUUUAACAGUUUACAUGCUUUAGCUAACCUUUUGGUUGUUGUUCCAGAAAAUUUACCAGAAGCUUGUAAUUCUCAAUUAUUGAAAAAUGUAGAUCGUCAUUUAAUGAAUAGUUUUAUACAAUUACGUCAUGAUUACAAAUCCGCAAAACUUUUUUUGAAUAAUUAUUAG